This is a messenger RNA of Cydia pomonella (codling moth), 3201 nucleotides long. RefSeq names its product E3 ubiquitin-protein ligase sina-like. The record is from RefSeq and is a predicted model, not a curated record. The coding region runs from base 158 to 997 and encodes 279 amino acids. Gene Ontology annotation, molecular function: ubiquitin conjugating enzyme binding; zinc ion binding; ubiquitin protein ligase activity. Gene Ontology annotation, cellular component: cytoplasm. The transcript is spliced from 4 exons. Lineage: Eukaryota; Metazoa; Arthropoda; Insecta; Lepidoptera; Tortricidae. Gene Ontology annotation, biological process: multicellular organism development; proteasome-mediated ubiquitin-dependent protein catabolic process.
AUUAAUUAGUAUACUACACACAGUGCUAAUUUGAAAUCAGUGGUCAGUUUUUGUUUCAUGUGCUCUAAUAAAGGAGCUUGGACAAAAAGGUGUUGUCCUUGCAUGUCGAGAAUUCCUUGUACUUUUGUUGUAAUUAAUUAUCGAGUUGCAUAUUAUAAUGGCAACAAGAGCAAUUAUCACGAUGUCGGAGCGGGCGAUGGAGUGCCCAGUAUGCCUGGAGACGAUGACAGCACCUAUCCUGCAGUGCCAACGUGGGCACAGCCUCUGUAGCCGCUGCACAAGUCGCGGUCUCACGCAAUGCCCUAUUUGCCGCUCGCCCAUGACUGAUAUGAGGAACUGGGCUUUCGAAGAUAUCAUUUCAAAGGUGAAUACGCCAGCCCCAGCGCCAACGCCAGCAGCACCGUCGUCCAAACUGCUUUGUCCUCACAAAGACGCGGGCUGCGGGUUCACAUUUAGCCAAGCUAAAGCACGCGAGCUAGAUGAGCACUCCAAUGAAUGUAUCUUCAGGGACAUGCUCUGUCCGCUCGGCGCCGCCUUCAGCAACUGUUUCUGGAUAGGUAAACUCAAAAACAUGAUGGACCACUUCAAACAGAGCCACCCGUCUAGCUGUGAGAUAGUCUCCGGCGUCGACACAGAACUCGAGCUCCCACUCAACCAAGACCUGGUCAAGGUCUACCUCGCUGCCACCGGCAAUAUGCACUUCAUCAUCACCAUGAAGGUAGACAAGACCACUGGCACUGCAUCCUGGGCCGUGCAGCAUAUUGGCAGUAAGAAAAAUGCACGUCUAUACACGUAUGAGAUUUACCUAACUAGUAAGCAGGAUGUUAGACGGCGCUCAGUGUUGGUGGAACACUGCGUUAAUGAUGUGGUGGAGCCUCUUGAUGUUAUUAGGGAGGGGAGAUGUGCGGUUAUGCCGUUGAAAAUGCUGACGCACUAUGUGACGGACAAUAAGGUUACUUUUAAGUUAGUUAUUAAGAAGGUACCGCCGACUUUGUAAAGGGACCACUUUAAAUUUAGUCAUCAUAUGACUUUAUAUUAGAGAACAUUCUCUAAACAAAAAUGAAAUAGAAAGCUUUGGAAUCUUCAGUUGGUGUUAAUAGAAAAAAUCUGUCAAGAGCAUUUCGGGCCAUGCUCAGUGUAUGGGUUUCGUAGUUACUAUUCUGUCAGAACAGGCCAAGCGAGGGUUAUUAAUUAGUAAGUAUCCUGUAAAUUACAAGCAUAAAGGAGUACCUUCGCAGCGCUUCGUAUGUCUUUGUACGAAGAAGAGAAGAUUUUUGCAAUAACUCAAAAACGGAUAAACCGAUCAUGUUCGCUAUAGUUUUCAUUUAAAGUAUUUACUAAGCUUUUGUUUCACGAUUUUUUUCAUAUUUUUUGGACCUAUGGUUCAAAAGUUACAGGGGGGGGACACGAUUUUUUUUCUUUCGGAGCGAUUAUUUCCUAGAAUGUUAACUAUCAGCUGUUGGGUUUACGCAAAAAAAAAAAACAAAAAAUAUCAUUUUGUAUGGGAGGUACACCGAAUGGACACCGCAGAUUAGCUGAGGCAGAGCCAGACCAAAAAAGAGAUGGCGGGAUGACCUCGACGCUUUUGCAGAGACUGGCGAGAACAUACUUCAAACCGUGAUGAGUGGCGGAAAAAAGGGGAGGCCUUUGCCCAGCAGUGGGACACAAAAUAAGCUAUUAAAAAAAAUGGGAGGUACCCUUAAAAAACCCAAGCCUAAGCCAAUUCGUUUGAGGAUAACCGCCUGACAUUAGACGUCAAAACGCCAACUACGCAAGGAAAGACCUAAGCCCUCCUACGUGUAUCCGUACAAUACGGCUGGUCAACUCUACUGCGGUGAAUGUGAAAGGGUGUUUAAGAGCAAGUUUGGCCUGGCCAGCUACAUAAGUGGUAAAACCCUUGAUUGCUGAGGUCGCCGUCAUCGAAAUCGAUGUCGAUCGAAUUUUUAUGUUACGGUUCUGUCGCCAUGCAUGAUUUAUGUAUCCAUGCCAAAUUGCAGCUUUCUAACACAGCAAAGCAGAGGACGGGCGGCCAUACGGACCUGGCGAAACUAUAAGGAUUUCUAGGUGACUACGAAACCCUAAAAAGUGGUAAUAAUUCGCGCUUGGCAGUUUAUCGCAUAAAUUGCUGAAAGAUUGUGCCUUACUAGAAUUUUAAUGUAAAAUGUAAGGUCAAACCACAUAAAUUAAUAUUUUUGUACUUUGCUCCAUAGCAAGAUUUGACUGACUUAUGUAGAUGUUUAUACUGAAACACACACAACUUGUCAGUAGAAAAAGGCGCGAAAUUUUUUUUUUCAAUGAGAAGUCAACUCUUUGUUCCUACAUUUUUUAGAAUUUGCCGCCUUUUCUCCUAACAAAGUCGCUAUUCCAGAGUAUACAACAUUUUUUAUUUUUUGCGUCAAAAAUGUAUUCCUUCUAAUUUUUUCUGAUCUGUACCCCUAGUGUAAAUUUAGUCGAUAGCGAAACGUGACGUACGCGUUUGCGUUAAGUCUCAUUUUGUAUGGGUUUUUGAACAGCGCGCCAAGCGGGACGUUUUGGAAAGUCAAAAAUCUCAUACAAAAUGACACUUAACGCAAACGCGUACGUCACGUUUCGCUGUCGAAAAUAUUUACACUAGGGGAACAGAACACGCUACCGAUUAUGCCUUUAAACUAUUUUUUUACACCUUGUACAUAUGUAGGUUGCUGACUAUUACGUAGGCAUGACACUUUAACUGGCAGUAAGAUGGAACGUUAUGAAACUACAAAAUUAUCAAGAGAACAUGAUUAGAGUCAGACCAAGAUAAGUUGGCAGCGAUUUUAACAGCCCAGACAGUGCAAGUGUUAUUUUAAACGUCAAACUUUUAUGAAAUUAUGACGUUUACUUAACACUUGCUGGGCUAUCAAUCGCUGCCAACUGCUGAUGGCCUUUUGAAAAAUCCGAAGCAACAAUAAUUAUUACUGAAUUUUUCAUUUUGUAAUAGCAUAAGUAUUGUUGGCAUUUACAUUUAUAACGAAACGAGAUUAAAAUAUCACUACAUAUAGAACCCUCCCUGUAUAUGGGGUUUUAGUGGGUUUUUACCUAUCAAAUACGUGAGGCGAUUAUUUUUUUCAUUUACGGAAACAUUUAUUGAAUUUUAUUGUUACAUAUUCUAUUUUAGCGAUUUUAAUUAUGAUUGUGCACGCUAUUGUUAUUCUUUUUCAAUAAAACUAGUGCCUAAGUUAA